Molecule: messenger RNA, 1760 nt
Organism: Macrobrachium nipponense
Lineage: Eukaryota; Metazoa; Arthropoda; Malacostraca; Decapoda; Palaemonidae
Gene: prel
Product: PRELI domain-containing protein 1, mitochondrial-like
Biological process (GO): phospholipid transport
Cellular component (GO): mitochondrial intermembrane space
Molecular function (GO): phosphatidic acid transfer activity
Source: RefSeq, a predicted model, not a curated record
CUUGAUUUUCCAGUGUUUUCAAAAUGAAAUUUCAUGAGAGUAUUACAGUUUUUAAAUUUCCUUGGGAGCAGGUUGCUCAAGGUAUCUGGCAGCGUUAUCCAAACCCCGAAAGCACUCAUGUCCUGUCAGAAGACACUGUUGUGCGAAAAGUGGUCGGAAAUUGUCUUCACUCAAAGCGGCUGUUAACAAAGACCAACCGGUUGCCAAAGUGGGGUGAACGAUUUAUAAAUAGUAGAAAUGUCAACGUGAUCGAAGAGUCAAUUGUCAACCCAGAGAAGAAAGAAUUGAGCACAUAUACAAGGAAUGUUGGAUUAACAAAGGUUAUGACUGUUGUGGAAAAGGUGACCUACAGACCCAGUUCAGAAAAUUCACAGUGGACAGUGGUUGAAAGACAGGCAUGGAUUGAUUCUAAAAUUUUUGGAUUUGGGUACGCCAUUCAGAAGUUUGGAUUGGAGCGUUAUAAGAAAAAUAUACAGAAGGCCAGUGCUGGAUUUCUUUAUGCCCUAAAUAGACUCUUCCCAGCUUCUGAUAGUGCAGUUGAUCCCACUCAGAGUCACCAUAUGACACUAGAAGAAAGAAAGCAAAGGUUAAAAGAUGCAGCAAUAGAAACUGCCAAAAGGGCAAAGGAAUUGGCGCAAGAGAAGGCAGGACCAAUUUAUGCCGCCUGUGAAGGUGUUCGAAGUUGAUUGUAUAGGUGCUGUAAGUUUCAGGUGGUGUUCAUUUUAAGGACAUGUUUUUGAAAGUACAGUAUUGUGUAUGAAAUUUUCUCUUUCAGUAAUUAUUACUAGAGAAUCUAAUGCUGCUGUUGUUAAUAAAUUGAUUAGUAUUACAGGGAAAUAGAGUAUAUUGGUAAAUUGACUGUAGAUAUGUACAUUUUCAAAUGUUAUUCGUUGUAGACAUUUUUCAUUGUAGUAUUAUAUAAGGAGAUAUGGUUAGUAUUGGCGCUAUUGCAGCUCAAGUGACAGCUUUGAUUUGGACUUAAGUACGAAACGUAACAGGUAUAUUACUUUUCACCAACACAAGGCAUGGUUAUUAGCUUUCCACUACCUAUCUAAAUUGAAAGUGGUACACUUAUGAAAGAGUAAUGUCUGCUGCUGGAUAGAUUCCGUCCUGAGGUCAGAUGGUCUUGGAAAAGCUCGAGUUAGCUGUUAAUUCAUAGAGAAAUCCAUCAGCCUUUGAUGAACCAAGGAUGGUUUUAAUGGAUUUUCGAAAAUCAAAGAGCAGUUGAGGUCUUGGGUUACAAUCCAGUUGGUUUUUGUAAAUUACUACAUUAUUUCUGUGGAAUUUUUUUGCAAUUCCAUUAAAGCCUUUGCAAGUUAUUCCAUAUUGUAUAACCGGAGAAGUCUGUUCAUCAUUCCAUAUUCUUGUGUUGUGAUUAGUCAUUUUUAUACUGAAAGGCCAAGAUGAUUUCACAUAGUAUGUUGUGCUAUAUCAAACUAAGAAAUGUUUUUGAAAGAUAUAUCCAGUUUAUUUCUGAAAAAUAACAAUGCUCAGUAAUGCACCACUUCUGUGGGUUUUGAUCAUUGACCUUUUUUCAGGAUUUAUGUCAUUUGAAAAGCUAUUGCUAAUUUUUGCUGUGUGCUUGUAUGAGUUAACGUAGAUAUUUCCAGGAUUGAAAAUUUUUUAAUAUAUUAAAAGACCUUAAUUAGGAAACAUUAUGACCAAGGAGUUGAGAAAUGUUCAUAAUCAGGCAUUGGAGAAAAUGUAUUCUUUCUUCUGAUAUAGCUAGAUUACUGAAUAAAUUGCUCAUGAAAGACAAA